Trichoplax adhaerens is the source of this 726-nucleotide messenger RNA. RefSeq lists its product as uncharacterized. The transcript is spliced from 6 exons. Lineage: Eukaryota; Metazoa; Placozoa; Uniplacotomia; Trichoplacea; Trichoplacidae. The record is from RefSeq and is a predicted model, not a curated record. Bases 1 to 726 code for a protein of 241 amino acids.
AUGAAGAAGACAUUCGAAAAGAGUAACAAAGAUAAUCUAACUAUUAUUUCGGAUCAGUUCACUAAAGAUAUACUCAAUAACAGUGACGAUGAAAUAAGAUCCUCGUUUUAUAGAAAGCUUGCGCAAAGAAACCGCACUUCAUCAGCUCCGGCCAAACCGGCUACAUCAGCAUCAUUUAAUACGCUUAAUAAAUUAAGAAAACAGGGCUGGAUUAGUAAGGAUUCAUUAAAGGAAAGACUAGAUCAUGAAUCUCUUGAGGCAAGGCGACUUUAUUCACGCUUAAAAAAUGUAGAAGAUACUUUCGUCAAGGGUGUUAACCAAUAUGUGGAAUAUGAGGAUGAAAAACAUGACCGAAAAAAGAGGAUGUUGAAUAAAAAAUGGAAUGAGCAUGUUUAUGAUGUUGUACAGUAUAAAGUAUUGUUAGACGAUUAUUCACCUGAAGAAUAUGAUCCAGUGCACUUGCAACGAAAUCGAUAUCAUGGCUCUAGGAGAUCGGCGGCACCAAUUCGCGAUCCACUAAUUUUGCAAGAAAGGGCUAGAACAGCUGAAGAUCGUACUGUUAGAAGAUGUGAUACUGGUGUGAGUUGCUCUUCAAGGGAAUUAGCUAAAUAUCGUUUACCUUCAUCCCCGUUAGUACCUCUUGGGCGUGGGCAAGAUGAUAGUCGUGAUUGGAUUAAAAUGGAAUUAUAUGAUAUCACGAGUAAUAUACGGACUCAAAGCAGGUAA